CCGGGGGCGGCGGGCGAGGGCGCGCAGGCGGCCGGCGGCGAGCGGGAGGCGGCGGUGCUGAUGGUGCUGGACCUGUGCGCGGUCAGCAACGUGGCCCUGUCGCGGAUCCUCCGGCAGCUCUCCGACGUGGCCCGGCACGCCUGCACCCUCUUCCAAGAGGUCGAGGCUGACAUCCAGGGCACCCACCGCCGCGUCCGGGCGCUGCACGGCCGCAUCGCCGGCCUCCAGGGGGCCGUGCGCGGCCUCGACCCCAAGCAGGAGGCAGUGCCCGUCUCCAACCUGGAUGCAGAGAGCAAACUGAGUGUCUAUUACCGGGCACCUUGGCAUCAGCAAAGAAAUAUCUUCCUCCCCUCCACCAGACCACCGUGUGUGGAGGAGCUGCACCACCACGCCAAGCAGCACCUGCGAGCCCUGCGCAGAGAACAUCGAAGCCGAGUUGAUAACAGAGAGCAAAAAGUCCAAGGGCCCAUCUCUGUGGUGGCUCCUCCCUUUCCUCCCUUCCCUGCAGUCUGCAGUCAAAAGAGGCAAGCGAUAAAGGACCGGCACUUUCUACCAUUUAACAGCACCCGUUCGCCCUCCCCAGUUGAGUGUUGCCACAUGACCCCAUGGAGUAGAAAGUCCCAUCCACCAGAGGACGAAGAUACAGAUGUCAUGUUAGGGCAGAGGCCGAAAAAUCCAAUACAUAAUAUCCCUUCUACACUGGAUAAACAAACCAAUUGGAGUAAAGCACUACCUCUCCCAACUCCAGAGGAGAAAAUGAAACAAGAUGCCCAAGUGAUUUCUUCUUGCAUUAUCCCCAUCAAUGUCACUGGAGUUGGUUUUGACAGAGAGGCUAGUAUACGCUGCUCUCUUGUUCACUCACAAUCUGUACUACAGCGGAGACGAAAGUUGAGGAGGAGGAAAACCAUCUCUGGCAUCCCCAGAAGAGUGCAACAAGAAAUAGAUUCGGACGAGUCGCCAGUAGCAAGGGAGCGCAAUGUGAUUGUGCACACCAACCCAGACUUCUCCAGUGCCAGCAGCCGGCGGUCAGGGACCAGGGACUCGGAGUGCCAGACAGAAGAAAUCCUGAUAGCCGCACCCUCCCGGCGCCGCAUCCGCGCACAGAGGGGGCAGAGUGUGGUCGCCUCCCUCUCGCACUCCGCUGGCAACAUUUUGGUGCUGGCGGACAACGGGGAUGCCGUCUUCGCUGCCGCUGUCAGCAACCGCAUCCGCUCGCGGAGCCUCCCUCGUGAGGGAGCAAGAGCCAGCGAGGGCGACACAGCUGCCACUGCCAAGAGUUCGGCGUAUGAAGCGGAGUGCUUCCUAGCCAGCCAGGAGAGGCACCCAAUAAAAGGGAAGGAGGUCCUGAGCAAACAGGGUUCACAAGAGCACCAGCCCCUGGGUUUAACUUGUCCUCAGCACCUGCACAGCCCUGAACACAGCAUCGGUGAGAGAGGGAGGUCACGAUUGUCGAGGAUGGCAGAUUCGGGAAGCUGCGAGAUUUCAUCCAACUCAGACACUUUUGGGAGCCCCAUUCACUCCAUCUCCACAGCAGGAGUCCUGCUUAGCAGCCACAUGGACCAGAAGGACGAUCACCAGUCCUCCAGCGGCAACUGGAGUGGGAGCAGCUCCACAUGUCCCUCUCAGACAUCCGAAACCAUUCCUCCUGCCGCCUCUCCACCGCUGACUGGCUCCUCGCACUGUGACUCUGAGCUGUCCCUCAACACCGCUCCCAACGCCAAUGAGGACUCGAGCGUCUUCAUCACAGAGCAGUAUGGUGACCACGUGGACAAGGUCAGAGGCCAUAGGGCGAGCUCCUUCACCUCCACUGUGGCAGAUCUACUCGAUGACCCCAACAACAGCAACACAAGUGACAGUGAGUGGAACUACUUGCACCACCACCAUGAUGCAUCCUGUCGCCAGGACUUCAGCCCCGAGCGCACCAAGGCUGACAGCCUGGGAUGCCCGAGCUUCACGAGCAUGGGCACAUAUGACAGCUUCCUAGAGAAGAGCCCCUCUGACAAGGCAGACACUAGCUCACACUUCUCUGUGGAUACUGAAGGAUACUAUACCUCCAUGCACUUUGACUGCGGUCUCAAGGGCAACAAGAGCUAUAUUUGCAACUAUGCAGCUGCAGGCUCCGAGAGCGGACAGAUGGCAAGCGUGACCUCCAGCCUGGCCGACUGCACCUGGCAGGAAUGCAUCAGUCACAGAAGGCAGGGACGGCAGGGCAUCUCUCUGAAGAAACCAAAGGCAAAGCCAGCUCCACCAAAACGCAGCUCAUCUUUGAGGAAAUCUGAGGGCAGCGUGGAUCUUCCCGAGAAGAAAGAACCAAAGAUUAGCAGUGGCCAGCAUGUGUCGCACACUGCCAGGGAAAUGAAGCUGCCACUUGAGUUUUCCAACACACCUUCCAGAGCGGAGGCCUCUAGCCUGCCACCCAAACCCGAGCUGCCCUGGGUGAGCCAGAGUGAAGGCGGCAUGAAGGACGCUCAGUUUGAUACGGCCGACAUGCCGUCCUUCAAAGACGAAGGUGCUGAACAACCUCACUAUGCAGACCUCUGGCUCCUGAACGACUUGAAAUCUGGUGAUCCUUACAGGUCUUUAUCCAAUUCGAGCACUGCUACGGGUACCACAGUCAUAGAGUGCAUCAAGUCACCAGAGAGCUCUGAGUCCCAAACAUCCCAGUCCGGGUCACGGGCCACCACCCCAUCCCUCCCUUCCGUCGACAGCGAGUUUAAACUGGCCUCCCCAGAAAAGCUGGCGGGGCUGGCCUCGCCUUCCAGCGGGUACUCGAGCCAGUCGGAGACACCGACCUCCUCCUUCCCAACCGCUUUCUUCUCCGGACCGCUGUCCCCAGGGGGCAGCAAGAGGAAGCCGAAAGUACCGGAGAGGAAGUCCUCGCUGCAACAGCCGCUCUCUAAAGAUGGCACCAUGUCUGCAAGCAAAGACCUCGAACUCCCGAUUAUACCUCCGACCCAUCUCGACCUAAGUGCUCUUCACAGCGUCUUGAAUAAACCGUUCACUCACCGGCACCAGCUGCAUGCCUUCAACCCCAGCAAGCAGAGCGCAGUGGGGGAAGCCCUCAGCCCCAGCCAUCCCUCUGCCCUCGCCAUCACCCCCUCCGUCCUCAAGUCCGUGCACCUCAGGGCCAUCAACAGGCCUGAAGAAGUGAAGCAGAAGGGCAGCAUCCCGGACUUGCUGUGCAUCCAAGAGCCCACACUGGUGGCUAGUGAUGUUUCGCCAGGGAAAAUGAGGCCACUCCUAACCAAGAAGCCAGUGUCACGGCAGUUCUCCACUGAGGAGGCCAUCAUGUCAUAUAUCGACUCUUCCCCAGCAGAAAUGGGCCCUGGGAAGCCGUCUUUAGAAAAAAGCUCCUCUUUCAGCGGACAGAGUAAUUGCGAGCAGGAAAUUGUACCUUCAGCGGGUGAGGCUCUGAUUGAAAUGAAAACUGUGAAGGACCAAAUAACCCCAGCUGCUGAGCAUUUGCCAGACAGUGCUCUAAAUCAGACUUGUGCAGCUUCUACAGAAGGAUUUCAGAAAGGCUCAGCUCUCCUCACAGGUGAUCAUGAAGCAGAGAAAGCAAACAAGGGAGCAGAACCGGAGAGCCGCCUCGAGCAUGCGCAGGCCCAGCUGGAGCUUUGUGGCAGUGAGCAGCAGCUGGAGCUCAGCGUGGUGGGUGACGGCCCUGCUCAGGCAGAGGGAGCAGAUGUCAGUGAUCAGCUUAAGCACCAACUCGAUUUAAGCCACCACGUGCCUGGGAAUAUCAGCUACGAAUCAGAGACGGCAGCAGUGAACUUGCUCAGUGAAGCCAGUUGCAAGCAGGAGAACAUCGCAUCAGGUAUUCCUACCAGAAGUGCCUCUGGUACCAGCGGGGCAGAUGAGACAGCGGGUGGAACAGAAGCGCCAUCGCUGAAAGAGUCUUCUCCAAGCGACGACUCCAUCAUGUCCCCACUGAGUGAAGACUCUCAGGCUGAAGCUGAGGACGUUUUUGUGUCUCCCAACAAACCUCGCACUACUGAGGACUUGUUUGCAGUCAUUCACAGAUCAAAAAGGAAAGUUCUUGGGAGAAAGGACUCCGGAGACCUGUCUGUAAGGAACAGACUGAGAGCUUCCUCUGGGACUAGCAUCCAGCCGCCUGCCAGCAGCACGUUGCCCGCCAGCAGCGCAUCACCCGCCAGCAGCACAGGUGCUCCCAUGAGCAGUCAGAGGUCCCCAGGGCUGAUAUACAGGAAUGCCAAGAAGUCCAACACAUCUAAUGAGGAGUUUAAACUACUACUCCUUAAAAAGGGCAGUCGGUCUGAUUCUAGCUACAGGAUGUCCGCCACGGAAAUCCUGAAAAGCCCUAUUCUGCCCAAGUCUCCUGGAGAGCUGACAGCGGAUGCUUCCCAAAGCCAGGACGAGGGUCCCCCGGUGACAAGCCCCGAUGCAUCAUCCCCGCUGUCCCCCUGCUCACCGAGGGUCAACGCGGAAGGUUUCUCCUCCAAGAGCUUUCCCAUGUCGGCAUCUUCACGAGUGGGGCGCUCGCGGGCGCCGCCAGCUGCCAGCAGCAGCCGGUACAGCGUGCGCUGCCGGCUGUACAAUACGCCGAUGCAGGCCAUCUCGGAGGGGGAGACUGAGAACUCAGAUGGCAGCCCCCACGAUGACCGCUCUUCUCAGAGCUCAACAUAGGCUGCCAGGGACUGCUGACACCAUGCAAGCUGCGUAAGGAUGUGAAUAGAAGAGGCCAAUGCUGUAGCAGUCAAAACAAUAAUUGCAGGGCAAUAUCAAUGCUUAACUGUGUUUGUGUUCGUAGGACGCUGGGGAAACAGAGGACUAUGGCUGUAGCUAUUUAUGACCUUACAUUUUCUAAAAGUAGAAAGAUAGACUAUGUCUAUUCUGUUUUCCUUUAGCUUCAUUUGGAUUAUCCCGCUCAUUUCUGUUGUCACUGUAUAUUUCAAGGCUAUACACUUUUCAUAGAGUUCAGAGUGACUUUUGUGUUGGUUUUUUUUUUGUUUGUUUUUUGUUUUUUCCCAGAAGCUGCCCAUCUAGAAACAAAUUCCUCACUGUAGUGCUUCCCUAGGGAGACAAAUAAAAAAGCAAAUGCUCUUGAGGAUUGGUAUUUUUCUACACUAAAAGGAGCUGAAACAAAAUUUAGAAGAAAUUAACAAAACAUAUGUAAAUACCAUAUUUUUGAUAAAAAUUUGUAAAUAGAACAAUCAAAAAGUGGACAUGUGGCAAACAAUUUCCUGCAUAACAACUCUGUUUAUAGCAGACAAGAGGAGUCAAAUGUAAUAACUGUAUUCUGUGAAUACCACUUUCAUAUCAAACCUAAGUUCACAUGGCCACCAGUAACCAUUUUCGGUGCCAUAAGCCUCAAAGAAGACAGUUAGCAGUCGCAAGGAAUUCUCCACCUCAGCUAACGAAUCGUACCAGCUGACUGAGAUGGGACUGAUGCAACCAUUUGUCUUUCUAGCAUAGCCCCAACAAGCUAACUGAGAAGUGCAGCUGUGAGUUUGAGCGCGACCGUCGGUUGGGAAGGCAGGCGUGCUUCUGACAGAACAAAGUCAUUCCUCAAAGCCCCAAACGGUCCCAUCUGAUGGUGCCCCCAGGCCUUCGUGCUAACAGGGAAUGCUUUAGCAAGAAUAGAUGCAAGGAAAUUGUACUUACUUUCAUAUUCCUUUUAGGCUAUUGGGAUACAUAACGCAGUUGUAACCUGGUAACGAUAAUCUUUAAACACAAUUAGUUUCUGAUUCUUAAGGGAAACAAAUAAAUGAUAAGCAUGCAACAAGCGCUUUCAAUUUAUCAGUAAAUAUCUGCGAUGAGUUUUCAGUGAAGCUUUCUCUUUGUGCUGAUGAGAUUCAUGCUACCUAAAUAUUUACCAAAAUGACACUGUGAAAACGUAGCUGGGAAAUAGGUAUGUGUAUGCAUUAUUUAUGUUCAUUGCGAAACCAUGAAGGGGAAAGCUCUGGUUUCUUGUGCCAGCCACAGACGUUUGGGUUCCGUCUGGGUUCCCCAGAGGUGUGCAGCAGGGUGGGGGAUUGGAACAGGCUGGGAGAGGAGACAAAUCAAAGCGAAUGCUUUGAUACAAAUGAAGGCAGGGAAAUAAAAGCUUAAUUACUUGAAGUUACUUGAAUUUUCUUGUCUUAAAACGGAAAGGAUGCGUACUUUUAAGCUCAGCCCACAAGUUCCUUUAUACUUUUAAUUUUUAAAUGAAAUAAAACCAGUUGUUGGUCUGAUUCUCCUUUGGGCCACCACUGUUUUCACGGUGUAGCCCGACCACGCUGCUCAGAGAACAAGGCCCUCUUUGUCCAAAAUGUGUGCAGUUGGUGUCGUUUGCUGUAGGAUAUGCUUGGGAGUAGAGGAAUAGAAGGGACAUUAGUGCGGAGAAAUAAUGCAAGAAGAAAGGUGGUGCGCAGUAGGACAGAUUGAACGGAACAGCAGAAAGAGCGUACUUAGAUCCUAAAGAAAUCAACUCAAAGCUGGCUUUAAGCAUAAGUGAAUGAAUGGGAAGUGGGAUGUGUGAAAUGGGUUUUUCCUUUUUUUUUUUUUUUUUUUUGCUUUUAAUCACAUAAUGCAUAAAGCUGAGAGUUUUUAAAGCGGGCAGGUCGUGUUUUGAAGAGGAAGGUUCUUAGGAUUUUAAGAGAGUUUGAGCAAGUCAGAGGGGUUUAACAAAUCCUCAGAGUUAUUUCCCAUAAGGUUUAUGUCUCAUUUUGUCUAGCAUACACUACAAAAUCUGUAAUUCAGGGUAUCCUGCCGUCCUCCUGUGUCGUCUGCUUGUGUGCAGUAUGAGGUUGAAUCACUAUGCAUGUGGUGCGUGUGUUGAGAGGAGGGGUGGUAAAUCAGCUACAGGGCUUCAAAAUUGGGAAGUCUGAAACAGUUUUAAUAAGAGCAGGUGGAGCAAGGUUCUGGAAAUAAAUGGCUAGUUGUAUCAGUAGCUUAGUUAAGAAAAGGAGCCGAAACACAAGUAAAACGAGUGAAUGUUUGAAGGAUUUGCUUAGUGUAUAACAAAACACUUCCUGGAAAACAUGAGGAAGCUUAGAUCUUGGGAGAAAAUCCUUAGUUUGUCAUCGUAAGUCAUUUUGCAUGGAAGUUUUACCCGGAGCACUUUUAUAAACAUGUUUGUCCUUAAAGGCACCACGUAUGUUUAAAGAAUCAUUCAAAACCGUAAAGAGAACACAGCUGAACUGACAUCGGUGAUACCACUUUUUAUUGCUGAUCUACAGUUUCGUAGGUGCCAUAAUAUACAGACACUAAAAAGGGCUGGAAUUGUGAGGCAGUACUUCACAUCCAAAAAGGCCAGAGAGCAGGAACACUGGAGGACAAGCUGUAGAGGGGAACAUCGUGCAUCUUGAAACAGGGUACAGCACAUGCAUUAGGCAACCAGUGAACCAUCAUUUCAACCUAUGUUCUGUUGUUUGCACUGAUGUUGAGGAAGUUACACAGCUGUAUGUUCCGAAAAGUAAUAUUUACCCCUUUUUCUUCUUUUUCUUUUUUUUCUUGUGGCAGCAUAGAGGAGAUGGAAUAGUUGUAGCAAAUAAAGCAUAUAUGUGCUUUUGCCAAAGGUCAGUGAUGGAGUGCAUUUGCUGC
Molecule: messenger RNA, 7545 nt
Organism: Numida meleagris (helmeted guineafowl)
Lineage: Eukaryota; Metazoa; Chordata; Aves; Galliformes; Numididae
Gene: NHS
Product: NHS actin remodeling regulator
Exons: 9
Coding region: 61-4647 (1528 amino acids)
Biological process (GO): lens development in camera-type eye; cell differentiation
Source: RefSeq, a predicted model, not a curated record